This is a messenger RNA of Marmota monax (woodchuck), 5001 nucleotides long. RefSeq names its product sushi domain containing 1 (gene Susd1). Lineage: Eukaryota; Metazoa; Chordata; Mammalia; Rodentia; Sciuridae. The transcript has 17 exons. Bases 84 to 2330 code for a protein of 748 amino acids. Gene Ontology annotation, molecular function: calcium ion binding. The record is from RefSeq and is a predicted model, not a curated record.
CUCCCCGCGGCACCCGCCGCCUUAUCUCGGCGCUUCCAGGGCCGCAGGGGGAGUCGCGGGCGCGCCAGGAGGGACGCGGCGGCAUGGGCCGGGGGCCCUGGGGCGCGGGUCGCCCGCCUGCCUGCUUGGUGCAGCUGCUGCUGCUGCUCUGCAUGGCCCGCGGCACUACUGGAGCGCCGAGCGCCCCCGGUGUUGAUGUCUGUGCCACUUGCCACGAACAUGCUACUUGCCAGCAAAGAGAAGGGAAGAAGAUCUGCAUUUGUAACUAUGGCUUUGUGGGCAAUGGGAUGACUACCUGUGUUGAUAAAAACGAGUGCCAGUUUGGAGCCAUGGUGGUCUGUGGGAAACACACGUCUUGCCACAACACCCUGGGAGGCUUCUACUGCAUUUGUCUGGAAGGAUAUCGAGCCACCAACAACAAUGAGACCUUCAUUCCCAAUGAUGGCACCUUCUGCACAGACAUAAAUGAGUGUGAAGUUUCCGGCGUGUGCCGGCCUGGAGGACAGUGUGUCAACACUCCAGGGAGCUUCAAAUGCUACUGUAAGGAUGGAUACUUGCCGAAGAAUGGACCUGAGCCUUUCCACCCGGCCAGAGAUGCCACGGUAUGCACAGAAAUAGACUGUGGCACCCCUCCUGAUGUCCCACAUGGCUACAUCAUAGGAAAUUAUACCUCUAGGCUGGGCAGCCAGGUCCGUUAUGGUUGCAAAGAAGGAUUUUUCAGUGUUCCGGAACAUACAGUUUCAAACUGCACAGCCCUGGGCACGUGGGAGUCCCCAAAAUUAUAUUGCCAAGAGAUCGACUGUGGCAGCCCUCCGGAAGUGCGGAAUGCCAUCUUGGUGGAGAAUCACAGGUCCAGCCUGGGUGGUGUAGCUCAUUAUGUCUGUCAAGAGGGCUUUGAGAGCCCUGGAGGAAAGAUCACUUCUGUUUGCACAUCGAAAGGCACUUGGAGAGAAAGUACUUUCACCUGUACAGAAAAACCCACAGAGAUUAAUGAAGUGUCAGUGUUUAAUAACACUUGUGUGAGGUGGCAAACAAGCUCAGGAAGAGUAAAUUCCAAGAUCGUGUACGUGAUACACAUAAAAGGGCAACGGCUGGACCCUGUGGGAUCAGUUCAUGAGGAGAUAGUCAACUUGACUACAGACAGCAGGACCCCAGAAACGUGCCUUGACCUGUACCAAGGCACCAACUACACCGUGAGCAUUUCCACAGCCCCUCCCAGGCGCUCUGUGCCUGCCAUCCUUGGUUUCCAGACAGCUGAAGAUGAUCUCUUGGAAGAUGAUGGAAUUUUCAAUAUUUCAAUAUUUAAUGAAACUUGUUUGAAAUUGAACAGGCAUUCUAGGAAAGUUGGAUCAGAAAGAAUGUACCAAUUUAAAGUUCUGGGUCAAAGAUGGUAUCUGGAUAACUUUUAUCAUGCAACAUCUUUUAACCUCACAACGAAGGAACGAGUUCUGGAAGUGUGUUUGGAUUUGUACCCGGCAACCCAGUAUACAGUGAAUAUCACCCUCCUGAGCUCUCCUGAGCAGCACUCAGUACAGAUAAUGAUAACAACUGCACCAACAGAAAAACAGAUCAUCAGUAAUAUUUCAGUAUUUAAUGAAACCUGUUUGAGAUGGAGAAGUUUGAAGACAGAUGAUGCAGAAGAGAUGUAUUUAUUUCACAUUUGGGGCCAGAGAUGGUAUCAGAAGGAAUUUUCUCAGGAAAUGAUCUUUAAUACCACUACCAGCAGCCAAGCUCCUGAGAUGUGCCUGGACCUGUAUCCGGGUACCAACUACAAUGUCAGCCUCUGGGCUUUGUCUUCAGAACUUCCUGUGGUCAUCUCCCUGACAACCCAGAUAGCAGAGCCUCCACUUCCAGAAGUAGAGUUUUUCAUGGUGCAUGGAGGGCCUCUGCCGCGCCUCAGACUGAGGAAAGUCAAAGAUAAAAAUGGACCUAUCAGUACUUAUCAGGUGGUGGUGCUUCCUCUGGCUCUCCAAAACACAUUUUCUUGUGAUUCCGAAGGUGCUACCUUGUUCUUUAACAAUACCUCUGAUGCUAAUGGAUAUGUGGCUGCAGAACUGCUGGCCAGAGAUGUUGCAGAUGAUACCAUGGAUAUUUCUAUUGGAGACAGGCUAUACUAUGGCAAAUAUUAUAAUGCACCCUUGAAAAUAGGGAACGAUUACUGCAUUAUAUUACGAAUCACAAGUGAAUGGAAUAAGAUGAGAAGAUACUCCUGUGCAGUUUGGGCUCAGGUGAAAGAUUCGUCACUCACACUGCAGCAGAUGGUGGGUGUUGGACUGGGCUCCAUAGCUUUUGUGAUCCUUCUUGCAUUCCUCUCCUUCUCAGCAGUGUGAUUGCAGAUGGGUGCUCCAUGGAAUCGAUGCCCUGCUGCUGGGGCAGAUGUUCUAACUGCUUCUCAGGUGUCUGCAUGAAGGCCCUGUGUGGCUUCCACCCAGACGGGUGUGUGGACCUGCACCUUUCUCCAUUCCUGGAUUCACUAUGGUGGCUAUCUCUGUGGAAUCCCCCAAAGGGAGAAAACUCAGGAACUGUUGACGUCUCUCCUGCUUCAGGACCAGUUCUGUGUCUUAUGAACUUGAGACCCCUGAUGUCCAAUGCCAUAUUGAUCACAGGCUACAGCUCAUGAGAGUCUGGUCUGAGUGAUGCCUGUGAGUCAGCUUCUAUAGACACUGGAUGCAAGAGAGUCUCUGUACUCUCCUUUACAGCAUCGCUUAAUUAAUUCAGAACAGAUAUAUGUAUAUAUAUUUUUACAAUAUGUAAUGAAAUAGGGCUUACAUUUGGGCUAGAAUUUGACUUUACAAAGGAGGUCAUUGAGAGGGAUGGAGAAUAUUGACAUGGGCAUAUGUUUCAAGCAUUGAAGAAUCAGUCCUUUUUCCAAUUAAUUGAUAUAUACUAACUACAAAAUAUACAGCCUCUCAAAUCCAGGAAGUUCCCUGCAAUAUCUGACAGUUAGCAUUUCUUUGAUACAAUUCCAGUUUGUCCUGUAUGUGCUCAAAAGUAAUAUCUACAUGCCAGUGAAAAUAUUCUGUAAUUUAGGUUAUUUUCCCCUAGUUAAUUUUUUUUUUAAUUACAGAGCAUUUCAUAAACAUGCCUCCCUUUAGAGUCUGGAUCUGGUGGUAGUGUAGUAAGAACAGGUUGAUGCACUAUCAAGCCCUUGGCCAGCAGAGUCCAGGAAUGGAGGGGACAGCAGGUAAUGUGCCUUAUCUACAGCCUCAGUAGCCAUGACAGUUACUGUGUCGUGGACCACGAAACAUUACAUAUUAGCAGUCCUAGACUUAUUGGGAGGGUGCUGAAUUUACAGAUGGAGCAUAGUAAAUUUGAUUUUUAAAGUUUUAAUCAAUAUUCUUUAGCUUUCUUCAUUGAGUUAUCAGGUAACUCAACUCCAAGGCUCAGUAAGAAAUGAGUGAAGAAGAAAUAGAGGCUUGUGGAUUCUCCCUCCCUUGCUAUUCCUGGAGAAUGAACAGCAUGGAUGACAGUUACAUUGCACAAUCACAGGGUGGACCAUACAGAAUUGUGUCUCUGGAAUUGUGCUCCAUUUUGGUCCUGAGGAAAAGGGACAGUCUUUCUAAUAUAGAGGCUGGGGUGUCCUCUGCAGAAUUGGUGGGUAAAUCUGAGUGGUUUGGUGUUAUGGUUUGGGUAUGGUUGGUCCCCACCAAAAUUCAUGUUGAAAUGUGAUUGCCAUUUGUGGUGGUGUUGGAAGGGAUGAGAUCUUUAAGAGCUGAUUAGAUCGUUAAGAGGGAUUAAUGACUUGCUUUCAGGAUUGAGUUUUCACUCUUGUGAGACUGGAUUAGUUACUAUGAGAGUAGAUUGUUAUAAAGUGAGGCCACACCUCGUAUUUUGUCUCUUCCUGCAUACUCCCACUUACCCUUCCAUGGGUACCACCAUGCUUUAAUGCAGCAGGAGGCCCUCACCUGAAACCAAGCAGAUGCCGGGACCAUGCUCUUGGAUUUGUCAGUCUCCAGAAUCAUGAUCCAACAUAAACCUUUCUAUUCUUUAUAAAUCACCCAGUCUCAGGUAUAUGGUGAUAGUAAGAGAAAACAGACUAAGACACCUGGGCUUGUGAGCAGAUGAGGAGACAAUAGGAAUAGGCAGAAAUUGUCCAUAAAAGCUGCUCCAUAGUAUGGCAGAAGAGGGAAAAGUGUUCCACUCAAUUGUGAAAAGACAGAGAGUUGGAGAUAAUAUUCUGAUACUUGGAUAUUCAAUGUCAGCUGCUAGCCCCUGGCCCCUGGCCCCUGCCAGUAUUAGGCAGUAUUAGGAAAAAUUCAUCUGUGUCCUGUGAGGUACUGCCCCAGACUCCAACGUAAGAUCAAUGUUUAAAACCCUGUCCCCUUCAUCUAAGGUGAAUUAUAGAGUAGAACUCCCAAAUAGCUUUCUACUUUUGAUUUUUAGUGCAACCAUUCAAACUUGCACUAUUUUUGCUGCUUCCAAUCUCAAUUUGUAAUCAUUACAAGUUACUGUGGUUAGUGUAGGGCAGGGCCUUGAUGAGAAAGGGUUUUUCUCAGAGGCCAUCUCUAUCAAAAGACAGAAUCUGAGCCCGUACUCUCUUCCUUGCUUUGUUUAUUACCAGGUCUGUAAAUUUGUCUGGUAGCUUUACAAUAAUACUUUUGUUGUUUUUUUACAUGGGUUCUUAAAGGGGAGAGUGCAGGGUCCUUUGAGCAGGUAGCACCCUGUGGACUGAGGCAUUGAACCUGGCUUGAGAGUCAGCUAGGUCCUGAGGUGUCCACAACUGUCCACAACAGUGGGAAGGGGAACACAUGAGCCCAUGAGUGUGGGGAGCCACCCGUUGCCCCAGGCUGAGCUUGCUCCCCCUGCCUGGAAUGAUGGGGGUACUGGUCUAGCACGCAUGCAAAAGCUGUGCAGGGCAAGUGGCCUCGGAGCCUCCUUCAAGCCCUACGUGAGCGUUACCUAAUGGGGAUGGGCAGCCCCUUGAAACCUGAUUCCCUUGCCUUGUUUGGGUGGAAUUUUCUGGAAUGUCUUUUCCCCAAUAAAUUGAAGGUUUCUGGUGUG